This is a messenger RNA of Phragmites australis (common reed), 1785 nucleotides long. RefSeq lists its product as uncharacterized. Bases 1 to 1785 code for a protein of 594 amino acids. The transcript is spliced from 4 exons. Lineage: Eukaryota; Viridiplantae; Streptophyta; Magnoliopsida; Poales; Poaceae. Gene Ontology annotation, molecular function: protein dimerization activity. The record is from RefSeq and is a predicted model, not a curated record.
AUGAAGAGGAAUGGAGACAUUGCAUCUCUUUUUCGGAAACAUGCAGCAAAGAAGAUUGCCUCUUCUUCGUCUCCUUCUCCAGUUGCGGCUGUGGCGGAAGAGCAAACUCAAGAACAAGAAAGCACGUCAAAGCAAGAGAGAGUAAUUGAAGAAAUUGUGAAUCUGAUGCCAUCUUCUCCACCUUCGGUUCCACUUGAAGAUGUCUCACCACCGCCACCGAUUUAUGAUAUUAAUCGCCUUCCACAUGAUCCUGUAGAAAGAUUGCCCAUUACAAGAUUGGUAUUCCGUGGACAUGCUGAAAAUGAAGAGUCUAGCAAUAGAGAAAACUUCCUUGAACUUUUGAAAUGGCUUGCAGCAAAUGGUGAAGAGGUGAAUAAGUAUGUUUUGAAGAAUGCUCCAGAAACUAGAAAGCAAAUUAUUGAAGAACUUGGUGAUGAGCACUAUGCUAUUCUAGCUGAUGUGUCUAGUGAUGUAUCACAUAAAGAACAACUAGCUCUUUGCUUGCGUUAUGUUGAUAGACUGGGAAGGCCAUGUGAGCACUUUCUUGGAGUUGUUCAUGUAGAUGAUACUACUUCUUUAUCACUUAAGGAAGCAAUUCAAGCUUUACUUGUUAGUCACCAUUUGACUAUAACUCAAAUCCGUGGUCAAGGUUAUGAUGGAGCUAGCAACAUGAAAGGAGAGAUUAAAGGGCUAAAAAUAUUGAUCAUGAAAGAGUCACCUUCUGCUUAUUAUGUCCAUUAUUUUGCACAUCAACUCCAACUAGUUCUUGUUGCUGUUGCCAAGGAAAAUGAUGAUUGUGUGUGGUUUUUUGAUCAAGUAUCUCUCUUGCUGAGUAUUAUUGGAGUUUCUUGUAAGCGUCAUGGCAUGCUUCGAAAUGUUAGACUUCAGAAUAUCUUCAAAGCACUUGAAUGUGGUGAACUAGAAACUGGGAGUGGAUUAAAUCAAGAAAUGGGUGCACACUUGAUGCUUGUUAUUCUUGGAUACACAAAUGAUUUGUCCCAGUGUUUGCAAAGAAGAGAUCAAGAUAUUCUUAAUGCAAUGUCACUUGUUAGUUUGGCAAAGAGUAGAAUGCAACAAUUGAGGUCUGAUGGGUGGGAUGCAUUCCUUCAAAGGGUCACUUUGUUUUGCAACAAACAUGGCAUCGAAGUUCUUGCAAUGGAGGGUAAUUAUGUGCCUUAUGGAAGAUCAACACGGUUUGCUCGAAACCAAACAAAUGAUGACCAUUUUAGAAGAGAAGUAUAUAUUGGGGUCAUUGAUCAAAUUAAUCAAGAGCUUGACAGUCGGUUUGAUGAGGUUAAUAUGGAGUUGCUUUCUUGUAUGUCGGCUUUGAAUCCUGCCGACUCAUUUGUUUCUUUUGAUGCAGACAAGGUACGUAGACUUGCUGAGUUUUACCCUAAUGAUAUUUCAAGCAUCGACUUGAUACGACUUGAAAUGCAACUUGAUAACUAUAUUGAUGACAUGAGGAGAGAUGAUAGCUUCAAAGGCAUAGACAACCUUGUUGAGCUCUCAAUUAAGCUUGUUGAAACAAAGAAAGAUAAAGUUUAUGAUUUGGUGUACUUGCUUCUCAAAUUGGUAUUACUUCUACCGAUGGCAACGGCAAGUGUUGAAAGGGUAUUUUCUGCAAUGAGUUUAGUCAAGAGUAAGUUGAGAAAUAGGAUGGGUGAUAGUGUUUUGGAUGAUUGUCUAGUCACGUUCAUUGAGCGAGAUAUUUUCUUCAAAGUGAAUGAAGAUGAUAUAAUCGAGACUUUCAUGUCCAUUAGAAGAUGUAAGACCAACAAGAAUUAG